CUUAUUCCUCGCCGUCGCUUCCUAUCCUAACUCCAAAGUCCAAACAAGCAGCGAAUCAGCGAUCGCACGCACCAAAAACAUAUGGCGAUGGCGACGGUGAAGCUGAGCUCCCCGGCCGCAGGCUUGCUCGCUGGCGGCCGCCCCCGCCGAUCCGCGCCCGCCCGCCGCGCCACGGUGAUCCGCGCCGCCGCCGGCUCCUACUCCGAUGAGCUCGUCUCCACCGCAAAAUCUGUUGCUUCCCCUGGGCGUGGUAUUCUGGCAAUUGAUGAGUCAAAUGCAACAUGCGGAAAGAGAUUAUCAUCCAUUGGUUUGGAGAACACAGAAGCUAACCGCCAGGCUUACAGGCAGCUUUUACUGACAACUGCUGGCCUUGGUGAAUAUAUUUCUGGAGCUAUACUUUUUGAGGAGACUCUUUAUCAAUCAACUACAGAUGGCAAGAAGUUUGUUGACUGCUUGAAGGAUCAGAAUAUCAUGCCUGGCAUCAAGGUUGACAAGGGUUUGGUUCCAUUGCCUGGAUCCAACAAUGAAUCAUGGUGCCAAGGUCUUGAUGGUUUGGCUUCAAGGUGUGCUGAGUACUACAAGCAGGGGGCACGCUUCGCCAAGUGGAGGACUGUUGUUAGCAUCCCUUGUGGUCCAUCUGCAUUAGCAGUCAAGGAAGCAGCAUGGGGACUUGCUAGAUAUGCUGCUAUUGCUCAGGACAAUGGGUUAGUGCCUAUUGUGGAACCAGAGAUCCUUCUUGAUGGAGACCAUGGGAUUGAAAGAACUCUUGAGGCGGCAGAGAAAGUGUGGUCUGAGGUAUUUUUCUACCUGGCCCAAAACAACGUUCUGUUUGAGGGUAUCCUGCUGAAGCCCAGCAUGGUCACCCCUGGAGCUGAGCACAAGGAGAAGGCUUCCCCAGAAGCCAUUGCGAAGCACACACUAACAAUGCUUAGGAGGAGAGUGCCACCUGCUGUUCCUGGAAUCAUGUUCCUUUCUGGUGGACAGUCCGAGGUGGAGGCGACUCUGAACCUGAACGCAAUGAACCAGUCUCCAAACCCGUGGCACGUGUCUUUCUCCUACGCCCGGGCACUCCAGAACUCGGUGCUUAAGACAUGGCAGGGGCGCCCCGAGAACGUGGAGGCGGCGCAGAAGGCUCUGUUGGCGCGCGCAAAGGCCAACUCGCUGGCGCAGCUUGGUCGCUACACUGGCGAGGGUGAGAGCGAUGAGGCCAAGAAAGGCAUGUUCCAGAAGGGCUACACCUACUAAUGUGGCGGGAAGUUUUCCAUGAUAUGCAUAUAUCAUUUUGGUGUCACGUUUUUUUUUUGAACACUCAGAGUGAAUAAUCACCAACUUGUUGCCUUGUUGGCGCCAGGGACUUCUAGCACCAUUAGCAUUUGGAGAAACCUUAGAGCUUCAAGUAUUUUCUUGAGAACAAACUCUUACUGUAUGCAGAGAAAGUUGAUGUAUUCCAGUCUGGUUAAUUUCAGUCGUACAUGCGAGAUGACGGAUGCCAGCUGCACAGGUGCACUGAGCUGGUUGCAUUA
Messenger RNA from Panicum virgatum (switchgrass), 1523 nucleotides. Its product is annotated as fructose-bisphosphate aldolase 2, chloroplastic-like. Gene Ontology annotation, cellular component: cytosol. NCBI's taxonomy places the organism in Eukaryota, Viridiplantae, Streptophyta, Magnoliopsida, Poales, Poaceae. Bases 82 to 1245 code for a protein of 387 amino acids. Gene Ontology annotation, molecular function: fructose-bisphosphate aldolase activity. The record is from RefSeq and is a predicted model, not a curated record. The transcript is spliced from 6 exons. Gene Ontology annotation, biological process: glycolytic process; fructose 1,6-bisphosphate metabolic process.